AGAUUAAAGAGAAGAAAUUGUCAAAGGGCUUUACACAAAAGUAUGAUGGAUGGAGCAGGUGAAAAGCCAUUUCAUUGCACUGAAUGUGACAAAUCCUUUGAAGCAAAACAUUUUUUAAUUAAUCAUCUGAGGAUUCAUACAGUGGAAAAGCCAUUUAUAUGUUCAGAAUGCGACAAGAGCUUCUCUCAAAAGAUUCAUCUUAUUCAGCAUCUGAGGAUUCACACAGGAGAGAAGCCAUAUCAUUGUUCUGAAUGUGAUCAAAAAUUUUCACAACAAAGUUCAUUGACUGAACACAAGAUGAUUCACACAGGAGAGAAGCCGUAUCAGUGUACUGAAUGUGAUACAUAUUUUUUCAAAAAAUCAAAUCUCUCAAAACAUCAGAUAAUUCACACAGGAGAGAAGCCAUAUCAUUGUUCUGAAUGUGAUCAAAAAUGUUCACAACAAAAUUCAUUGACUGAACACAAGAUGAUUCACACAGGAGUGAAGCCGUAUCAGUGUACUGAAUGUGAUAAAUAUUUCAACAACAAAGCACAUCUCACAAGUCAUCAGAGGAUUCACACAGGAGAGAAGCCUUUCAGAUGUUCAGAAUGUAACAAGUGCUUCUCACAAAUAUCCAAUCUUUAUAAACAUCAGAGGAUUCACACAGGAGAGAAGCCUUUCAGAUGUUCAGAAUGUAACAAGUGCUUCCCAGAAAUAGCCCAUCUUUAUAAACAUCAGAGGGUUCACACAGGAGAGAAGCCUUACAGAUGUUCAGAAUGUAACAAGUGCUUCUCACAAAUAUCCAGUCUUUAUACACAUCAGAGGAUUCACACAGGAGAGAAGCCUUACAGAUGUUCAGAAUGUAAUAAAUGUUUUACAAAUAAAUCAAAUCUGAUCGAUCACCAGAGGAUCCACACAGGAGAGAAGCCAUUUAGAUGUUCAAAAUGUGCAAAAUCUUUUAAAACAAAAUCUAAUUUCAUUUGUCAUCAGAGGAUUCACACAGAGGAAAAGCCAUUUAUGUGUUCAGAAUGUGACAAGAGCUUUUCACGAAAGGAACAUCUUAUUCUGCAUCAGAAGACUCACACAGGGGAAAGGCCAUUUAUGUGUUCAGAAUGUGACAAGAGCUUCUUACGAAAGGAUCAUCUUAUUCAACAUCUGAGGAUUCACACAGGAGAGAAGCCAUACCAUUGUUCUAAAUGUGAUCAAAAGUUUUCACACGAAAGUUCAUUGACUGCACACAAGAUGAUUCACACAGGAGUUAAGCCAUACCAGUGUACUGAAUGUGACAAAUAUUUUUACAAAAAAACAAAUCUCACAAAUCAUCUGAGGAUUCACACAGGAGAGAAGCCUUUCAGAUGUUCAGAAUGUAACAAGUGCUUCUCCGUAAUAUCCAGUCUUUAUACACAUAAGAGGAUUCACACAGGAGAGAAGCCACAUCAAUGCUCUGAAUGCAAUAAAUAUUUUAGCACUAAAGCAAAUCUUGUGAAACAUCACAGGAUUCACACAGGAGAGAAGCCUUUCAGAUGUUCAGAAUGUAACAAGUGCUUCUCAGAAAUAUCCAGGCUUUAUGCACAUCAGAGGGUUCACACAGGAGAGAAGCCUUUCAGAUGUUCAGAAUGUAACAAGUGCUUCUCAGAAAUAUCCAGUCUUUAUGCACAUCAGAGGAUUCACACAGGAGAGAAGCCACAUCAAUGCUCUGAAUGCAAUAAAUAUUUUAGCAAUAAAGCCAACCUUGUGAAACAUCUGAGGAUUCACACAGGAGAGAAGCCACAUCAAUGCUCUGAAUGUGAUCAAAAAUUUUCACAACAAAAUUCAUUGACUCAACACAAGAUGAUUCACACAGGAGUGAAGCCGUAUCAGUGUACUGAAUGUGAUAAAUAUUUCAACAACAAAGCAAACCUCACAAGUCAUCAGAGGAUUCACACAGGAGAGAAGCCUUUCAGAUGUUCAGAAUGUAACAAGUGCUUUUCUGUAAUAUACAGUCUUUAUACACAUCAGAGGAUUCACACAGGAGAGAAGCCACAUCAAUGCUCUGAAUGCAAUAAAUAUUUUAGCACUAAAGCAAAUCUUGUGAAACAUCACAGGAUUCACACAGGAGAGAAGCCUUUCAGAUGUUCAGAAUGUAACAAGUCCUUCUCAUUUAUAUCUCAUCUUACUCGACACAUGAGUAUUCACACAGGAAAGAAGCCACAUCAGUGUCCUUAA
Rana temporaria (common frog) is the source of this 2184-nucleotide messenger RNA. Its product is annotated as zinc finger protein 260-like. The transcript is spliced from 2 exons. Lineage: Eukaryota; Metazoa; Chordata; Amphibia; Anura; Ranidae. The record is from RefSeq and is a predicted model, not a curated record. Bases 43 to 2184 code for a protein of 713 amino acids. Gene Ontology annotation, biological process: regulation of transcription by RNA polymerase II. Gene Ontology annotation, molecular function: RNA polymerase II cis-regulatory region sequence-specific DNA binding; DNA-binding transcription factor activity, RNA polymerase II-specific.